GCCAAGUAUAAUUUUUUUUAUUUAUCUCCUAAUUUAGGAUUUAGAUCCAAGUGGGGUAUCUUGGAAUUUUGCACUUAAAAAAAAAAAGGUUCAAUUAUUGGCACCUCCAUGCCCACUCACUCAUCACUAUAUAACUCCAAUGUAUCCUAAGCCAAAAAAUUUCAUCACAAAAGCCAAGUUUACUAGUUAGUAUUUACACACACCACACACAUUCUCACCUAGUGACUCCUCUCUUCUCCACAAGCACAAGUCUUAAUAAAAACUUCUUGCAACUUCUUGUCCUCCAAAAACUUUGGUUCGAAUUCAAUCAAGAAUUCAACAUGUCUGACAAUUACUACUACUCAUCCUCAUCUUCUUCCCAAUCACAGUCAACUGUGCCACUUCACCUCUGCUUCUUCCUCAUGGUACUCUUUGCAUUUGUAAGUUUCACAUGGUACAUAAACAUGGACAGUGUUUUUGAACCCUUUUUUGAUGGGCUCAAAUUGUUCUUCAUGGUCUCUCCUUUGCUGCUGGUUUUAGCAGUUCAGUUGUUCUCAUAUUUAGAAAGGUACUGGGUUUAUGUGCCGUUUCCGGAGCAAGAAUCUCUGCACAGAGCCGGUGGAACUCCGUGGGGUGUUGCUUUGAUGCUUUGUAUUCUUUUCUUCAUGGUUUCUUACCAAUCUGAUCUGAGAGAGCGUUGGUUUCCACUUCUGAGCUGAUGAAUGAAGAUCCGUUUUGGAAAUCGGAAUGGGUCGCCGUUUACCGGCCGGAAUUUGUUACAGCCUGCAUGUGUGUAUAUAUGUUGCGGUUUGAAGCAAGGAGAGAUUGACUUUUAUCUUUCUUUUUUCUACUUCUUUAUUGGUGUAAGAUAGUUUGUACUACUUUUUUUUUUUUAAAUGUACAAGCUAGAUCUCAAUUACUACCAGCCAGAUGUAAAUUUGGGUUUUUUUUUUUUUUAAUGUUGUUUUUUUAAGAAAUCCAGUAAUUACUGUUGGAUGUUGCUGAGAAAAUCCACAUUACUCGAGAAAGAGCUUUUGUGGUAUGUGUAUGAUUGUAUCUGUAAUAUAUAUGUGACACAAUUAUUGAAGUGUUGCUCUGAUUAGUUAUUAUUUCGACAAUAUUAAAAUUAUACGAAAUGCGAAAAAAUAUUGAAAUGACUUAAUGAAAUUUUAUGUUACC
This is a messenger RNA of Oldenlandia corymbosa var. corymbosa, 1158 nucleotides long. The record is from the annotation of a GenBank genome assembly. Lineage: Eukaryota; Viridiplantae; Streptophyta; Magnoliopsida; Gentianales; Rubiaceae.